Cavenderia fasciculata is the source of this 204-nucleotide messenger RNA. RefSeq lists its product as uncharacterized. Bases 1 to 204 code for a protein of 67 amino acids. The record is from RefSeq and is a predicted model, not a curated record. NCBI's taxonomy places the organism in Eukaryota, Evosea, Eumycetozoa, Acytosteliales, Cavenderiaceae. The transcript has a single exon.
AUGAGUUGCAAAGACUGUAGGGUUGUAAAACAUCGUAUGGGUGCCAAGAGAGCCUUUCAGUGUGAUUCGUACGGUUGGAGAGACAGUGCAAGUGGCACAAUCAGACGUGGUGAAUUGAGAACGAAUGCUAAAGGCAUUGUUGGUUAUUUGGCUCCAGGCAGCAAAAAAAUCCGAGUACACAAAAUUGUAGAGACGAGUGUGUAG